CGGGUAUCGUAGCGUAAUGCACGCAGAUAACAUAGAUCUGCAUGCAGGUCUGUUACAAAGAACGGUGCUCCUAUAUAGCCCGAUUCAUCCACGUGUUCAGUGUAACUGUUUUACAAUAACAGUGGUCAUUUUUUUAGGCAGAAUCGUCCUGGUUUCCAUCAGAAUGAUAUGUAGUAAAUCUGAGCUGAGUGAAAUCCACAAGGCAUCUCGCCUCAAUCAGUGUAGGGGAGGAAAGCAAAACGGUUCUGGCUGAGACCGCCGCCUGCCAUAGCCGUCUCUGCUGAGGGGAAUUUAAGGCUGCUGAAAGGUUUCGGCAAGCAGUAAGCUCGUGCAGAAGACGUGGGUACUUGACUGCGGCUAGAUGCUUGUCCAGUGUGUAGGAAAUAGAGUGCCUCUCAAAGCUCAGUUUGUGUGGCCAGAGUUGAAGGCUUGUCCGUUGUGCCUGUGGGCACGUCUCGUUUGCCAUAGCAGCUGUCGUCAUUAACCACAGGCCAAGUUACGUGUGCUGGAAAACCACGUACACGCUUUUAUCCACUGUCACAGCCUGCGUAAUCCGCAGCAGUGUACAGUCACUGUUUAUACUCGGAAACCGGCUGUUUUUACUGGGGCGUGAACCGGCCGAUCUUGCUACAUAGAGGCCUACAGGAGUCCGGCGUAUGAGGUGGUUAGCGGGGGGUACUCGACCGGUACCUCUACGAGACUUAGAGCGUCCCAGAUUACUGACGCAUACGCCAGCAUCGAAAUCGGGGUUCAAAAGUGUUUGAGAGGGCUCCGUCCCCUGCCGCCAUGGCAUCCAGUUUUUCCUUGUCCCUCACUCUUAAGAAAGAGCCGGAACAUGAUGCGAUUUAUUUCAAGCAGGAUGGGGAACGCUUCACUAGCUCGCAUACAGUCAAGCUUAAUGUCAACACCAGCUACACCGUACAGAUUGCCAUAAGACCGGCACACGAACUCGUAGGGGCGGUCAUUCGAGGAGAGCGAUGUGAGCCCAAGUUAUCCAAAGAGGACGAGAAUGGUAUAAUAUAUCACCUGAACUGGUCAACGCAGGGUUUGGAACUCAAUAAAAAGGGAAAUCGGAUAGAAAUUCCUAUUGUUCUGGAGGUGAAGCACCAUGGGCCGUUUAAAACAACUUUACAGUGCAAGCUGUAUAAAGACCAAGAAAAAGUACAUUCAAAAUGGGGACAGAAUCUUUCGUCAAUUGUGUACGAGUGUAAAAUCGGCGAUGCCGGAAGUCACGUGGACAUUAUCAAGGAACGCUAUCUCUGACACGAGACAAUAUUCUGCGAGAGACAAUCUGUGGGCGAGGACAACUGUCCGGGUUGUGAACAACUAUGCCUUCCAUUUUGGUUAUCCCGGAACUGUUAUCAUGAAACCACAGGUUCAUUUACCCGUGUCAAAUGAUUUAUACGUAUUAAAUAUCAGUUACAAUGUGUCAAAUUCAAGGAAUUCAUACAGGAGUGCCAUUAUCAUCGCCGGGGAUCAGCUUGCCGGGCCAUUUGGGAAUCGCCUCCUUGUCACCAAACUUGACUCCUAUUACGUGGAGAAAAAAGUUGGCACUGACAUAGAAAUGCUGUUAUUAUUCUUAAAUAUGAGAAGUUAUUAUCCGUUAAAAACUGCUGGCUUGUGUCAUUAUGACCUGUCUUCAAAUGUCACUCGAUGAACUGUAAAGACGUCUGCAAAAUGG
Messenger RNA from Liolophura sinensis, 1681 nucleotides. Its product is annotated as CB1 cannabinoid receptor-interacting protein 1-like. NCBI's taxonomy places the organism in Eukaryota, Metazoa, Mollusca, Polyplacophora, Chitonida, Chitonidae. Gene Ontology annotation, biological process: negative regulation of signaling receptor activity. Bases 787 to 1263 code for a protein of 158 amino acids. Gene Ontology annotation, molecular function: type 1 cannabinoid receptor binding. The record is from RefSeq and is a predicted model, not a curated record. The transcript is spliced from 3 exons. Gene Ontology annotation, cellular component: plasma membrane.